AUGGGAAAAAAGGGCAAAAAGAAUCGUUUUAAUCAAGUUCUCGAUAUUGAUAUCAGCUAUUCCAGUAGCAGUGUCCUUGAUGGUGCCGCAACAAUUCCAUCUGAUCUCCAUCUUUCAAAGGAAAAGGUGACAGAGCUUCAGCGCAUCAAAGCUCAGCUUCCAUCCGCACCACAGGCUGUUCGACUCGAAGAAGACAUCGCUCGUAUCCCAGACACCGGCCCCUUUCGCCUCGUACUUGUUAAUGUUGCCUUCUCCGCAACCCGCAGAGAAAUUGAGGAGUUUUUCCUUCCCAUUCACCCGCUUUAUAUUCGCACCGUCGAGGAAGAUGGUCAGUUUCGUGGUUACUGUUUUGUGGAUUUUGCCUCUAAGGCGGAUUUGGGUACAGCAAUGGAGAAGAAUGGUGCCUUUCUUCUUAACCGUCGUGUGACUAUGCGUAUAGCUGAUCAGAACGACACUAGCAAUAGACGCGGAUAUGGCGGCCGCGAUGGCUUUAAUUCUCGUCGAUCCGAUUACAGGAGCCGCGGCUUUGAUGCGGCCGGUGAGGGUGGCGCCGACCCCUCGGGUUGGACUCGUCGGGCGGUGCGUCCUCCUCCUCCUCCUCCAGUGGCUGUGGCAGGACCGCUCCCCGAACGUCCCAUCAUUCGUCUCCAACCGCGCACGAAACCUCUCAAUGGAAAUGCGGACGAGGUCGCCACGUCUGCUCGUCACGCCGCUAUCUUUGGUGCCGCCAAACCGGUCGAUACUGCAGCAAUGGAGCGGCAAAUCGAGGAGCGAAGUGGGGCCACUGGGUGCCAUGGUGCUGAGGCCUGUGAUCUGGUUAUCACUCGGUGGGUUUGUGCGGACCUGUUCGGAGGAUACUAG
Messenger RNA from Echinococcus granulosus, 861 nucleotides. RefSeq names its product Eukaryotic translation initiation factor 4B. Bases 1 to 861 code for a protein of 286 amino acids. NCBI's taxonomy places the organism in Eukaryota, Metazoa, Platyhelminthes, Cestoda, Cyclophyllidea, Taeniidae. The record is from RefSeq and is a predicted model, not a curated record. The transcript is spliced from 6 exons. Gene Ontology annotation, molecular function: RNA binding.